Molecule: messenger RNA, 1123 nt
Organism: Brassica rapa (field mustard)
Lineage: Eukaryota; Viridiplantae; Streptophyta; Magnoliopsida; Brassicales; Brassicaceae
Source: RefSeq, a predicted model, not a curated record
AACUGAAUAAUCCGAAAGCCCAGUAGCAUAGUCCUUUUAAUACACAUAAGCCAAAAUUAGGGUUUUCUCUCUACGCCAUCAAGCGAUGAUCGUCUGCUUUCUCUGUCAUCUUCUAUGGUGUUUCCAGAGAUUGUCUGACACAAAUCGACAUGAAAAAUCUCUCUGUUGCCUUGCAGUCGCGUCGAUUUGUCUUCUCUUUUAGUAAUCCGAAAUGCUAUGAGUUACAGAUCCAACGAAUUUGUCGCUUUCUUAACUCCAUAGACCGAUGUGAAGCAUGAUCUUUCAUUGAAUGAGAGAUAUUCCUCUGCAAAGCCCUGUAUCCAGAACUAUAUAAAGACUGCGAAAAGCUUUCACCGACCGAUGAGCAGACCAAGAGUUUUACGAAGCCUUCUGUCUCAUCGACAACUCAGAUGGUCUGUUGUUGUUUACUUUUAUUGUACUUAAUACACAACCUUUUAUUUAUCCGAACAGGUCAUCGAACUGAUGAUAUGAUGGAUUAGUUGAUAUUUAUAUAAGUUGUGCGUGUGAAACAGGGUUCAUCACGAAGGAGUAGCUAAAGAAAGUGAUGAAAUCGAUGGGGAAGAAUCCAAGGGGAGAACUUUGGGAAAUUAUGAUCGAUGUCAACGUUGAUGGCAAUUUAGGCAUCUAUAUAAUGGCUCAAAACACCUCUCAGGACUCAGCAUGGGAUGAUACUAAUAGAAAUAUUCAGUGUGUUCGAAGGGAAAGUUUCAUCUCGACACUUGAGGGAAGCUUGAAGAUCUUCUCAGAGAGUAGGCGUCCACAGGUGCAUCAGGAGGUGCUGACGGUGAGAGAUCAGCUGGAGAGAUCCAGGAUUGUCGAGUUGAGGUGCGAGGAGACGGAACCAGAGAUUCACGACGAAGAACAAGAUAGACAAACUUACAAGUGAAGACAUUGGUUUUUGUUUCUACAUACGCAUUUUCAUCUAAUUAACAGGUUUCCUAUUUAUUAUUAUAUGCUUCGUGAAAGCACUAUGUUAUUUGAUCUAGAAUAAAAUGUAAUUUAUGUCAAUUUGCUCGGAAUAAUGAACAUGUUUUUAAGCGAGAUUUUAUUUUUGAGGAAACAACAGUUGUAGCUAUAUUUUGGUUGCUAAUGGGUUUGGCUU